Periconia digitata is the source of this 1862-nucleotide messenger RNA. The record is from the annotation of a GenBank genome assembly. NCBI's taxonomy places the organism in Eukaryota, Fungi, Ascomycota, Dothideomycetes, Pleosporales, Periconiaceae.
CAAACGCCUCUUCUCCUCGUUGCACAAGCUCACCUGGCAUCCUCAAAGCCAACCGGCGUGUAUACACACGCAGAUACAGUCCUUUUCUGGGGAGCUUCAAGCUCUCCUUUCUUUUCUUCACGCAAACCAUGACAUCCUACAACUAUGGCAUGCCGGGGUGGAACUAUCCCCCACCAAAUCAACAAUCUUUUCAAAACCAACAAAACUUUCAAAACCAACAUUCUUUUCAAAACCCACAAUCAUUUCAAGACCAACAGUCGUUUCCGAACCAACAAGCCUUUCAAAACCCACAAUUCUUUCAGCCUCAACAGGGUUAUAUGAUUCAACCAUCGCCACAGCCUCAACAGUUGUACGGAUAUCCGCCAGUCUAUACACCUCAUACUCCUCUUCCACCGCAAUGGGUCUAUGGGAAUCCGCCGCCCUUUCAACCUCAAUUGAACUAUCCACCUCAAACGAGCUUCCCACCUCAAACGAGCUUCCCACCUCAAACGAGCUUCCCACCUCAAACGAGCUUCCCACCUCAAACGAGCUUCCCACCGAAUCCAACUCUGCAAGUCCAGCAAGCCCCACAAAACCAACAAAGGCAGAAAGGCGCACUUCAAAAUCCUCCAUGGAGAAGCAUCCCUGUUCCGGGGCCGAUCUUUCAUAUCGAAAACGAAUCGCUCAGCAAACAACUUCCCAACCUAUUGGGAUGUUAUAACUGCCCGGAAGGUACUUGCGUACGGUGUCUCAACCUGUACACAGAUCAUCCACUGAAUCAGAGGCUACUGAACGAAUGUGAGGGUCCUUGCGGAUAUUGUGGCGCCACCCAUCCUAGAGGCUGUCUAUGUCCUCGCCUAUACGCGCUCCCUACGUGGAUUAAAACCCAUUGCUCCCACGUUCACUCGAGUUCCAUUCGCGUUCGUCCCGACAGGGAGGAACAUGAGAGUCUCCAACUGAAUGGCUUCAUUAAGGACACAUCGGCGUUCUUUGAAUCUAGUGUACCAUUAUUUACUGAGAAAGGCUGGGCCUUGAACAAGUCCACCACGACUAGCUACCUGGCCACAUCACUUGCCAAUCGUAGGUACUGCUCUGAUCCUACAUUGAGACAAAAUACAGGCAACCCUCCUAUGCCUGAAGGUUGGGGGCAUGGUCCUCCUCUUAUCAUUGACUCAAGCCGGCCGGAUAAUUCAGACUGGGCUCUGCAAGCGAUACGUGCAGGAGAUCUACUGCCGGAAUCUGCCACAGCAUCAUCAGCUCAACCGCCUUUCAGGACACGGGAAAUGACUCAGAAUGCUGGUUCUGAACCCUCUCCGAAUUCUUUGCAUCCGCAACAACAACUAGUUCAAGCUCCUUUAUCUUCGAGGCCCGUUCCCCCAUCGAACUUAUCGGCUCCUUCACAAGACCAUCAACAGCCAAACAGGGGAUUAAGUAGUCAAUAUGCUACUCAAACAAAUGCUGUUGUCACUUCCAACCCCGCAGAGCAAACCCUCGGCGAGAUGAUAGAAGAGGAGAUGCGCAAAGCCGAUGCUAGAAAUCUAGCUGCUGCUGCUUCAACCACACAAGCCCUUCAACAGCUAGAUAUUGGAGCACAAAGCCACGACGCCGUCCAUUCCCCACGCUCAAGCCUCAUAAAUACCGCGCAACAUACUCCUCACGAACCAAACACCGCGUGGAAUCAUAGCGCAGGCAGUCUGGGAAGCCACACUGACAUAUGUGGGUUUUGCUCCGACGCGAUUACCUCACGAGAAUCAACAUACACAACAAUUUGUUCUCAUAGGAUACAUCUGCAGUGUUUGAUUUCGGAAAUAGAAUCAGACGCUGAAUUGAAAGUUCCGAGAUGUCCCGUUUGUGGGAAACGUCUUGGUGAUUGUACGGCGUAA